ACAAACCUCACAAGGCCCCGUGGUUUGGCAAGCCAGAUAGAAUAAAGGCGGCACGGUGUUUGGCUUUUGAACUGAGUUCAAGGCAAUUAAAGUUAUGGGCUAAAGAGGAAAGGAGGGGGUUUAGAAAUACCAGUAUAAUAAGUAGGAUGACUGCAGUACCCCGUAAAUUAACUCAAUUAGACAAAGCCUGAUUUAACGGGGGAAAGAUGGUGAGAAGCACUACCCUCAUUAAAUCUGGCUGUUAGAGGUGCUCCUAAUGGCUUUAAAUUUGUUUUAGCCGUUUGGAUCAUAUAAAAUAGUCUGUGCGUGUGCACGUACACACGUGUACACACGUGGGCUCUGCGAUUUUUGUAGGUAUUUUUUAAGGAGGAGAGCGCUAGAACGCCAAGCAAAACAAUAUCAACUCCCUCACCCUCAAAACCAAAAAUCAACGGAAUGAAUGCUCAAGAGCUUAAGAGUGGAAGACAAGGAGAAAGGCAGAGUAGAAUCAGGGAGUGGAAAGCAAGAGCGGGUUCUUCUGCUGAUAAAGCCAUGAGCCCCCUUGGGUGGGGGCUUUUGCUCGGUUGCCUGGGCUGUGGAAUCCUGCCUGGAGCCUGGGCACAGUUCCCCAGGGUCUGCAUGACCGUGAACAACCUGGUGAGCAAGGAGUGCUGCCCGCCACUGGGUGAGGACCCGGACAACAUCUGUGGCUAUCUGGAGGGCCGGGGCCAGUGUGUGGAGGUGCAAGCUGACACCAGGCCCUGGAGUGGUCCUUACAUCCUACGGAACCAGGAUGACCGAGAAUGGUGGCCAAGGAAGUUCUUCCACCGGACCUGCAGAUGCAGAGGACAUUUUUAUGGGUACCACUGUGGAUUCUGCAGGUUUGGCUGGACCGGCCACGAUUGCAAUGAAAGGAAACCCCUGGUUGUUCGGAAGAAUAUCCAUUCCUUGACUCUUCAGGAGAGAGAGCAGUUCUUGGACGCCUUAGACCUCGCAAAGAACACCACACACCCUGACUAUGUGAUCACCACACAACACUGGCUCGGCCUCCUGGGGCCCAACGGGACCCAGCCACAGAUCGCCAACUCCAGCAUUUAUGAUUUCUUUGUGUGGCUCCAUUAUUACUCUGUGAGAGAUACAUUAUUAGGACCAGGGCGCCCAUACAAGGCCAUAGACUUCUCACACCAAGGACCUGCCUUCGUUACCUGGCACCGGUACCAUUUGCUGUGGCUGGAAAGGGAUCUCCAGCGCCUUAUUGGCAACGAGUCCUUUGCUUUGCCCUAUUGGAACUUUGCCACUGGAAAGAACGAGUGUGAUGUGUGCACAGACCAGCUGUUUGGGGCAGCAAGACAAGAUGAUCCAACUCUAAUUAGUCAGAACUCAAGAUUCUCCAGCUGGGAAGUUAUCUGUGAUAGCCUAGAUGAUUAUAACCGCCGGGUCACCCUGUGUAACGGAACCUCCGAAGGCCUGUUGAGAAGAAAUCAAGUGGGAAGAAACAGUGAGAAAUUGCCAACUUUAAAAGACGUGCAAGAUUGUCUGUCUCUCAAGAAGUUUGACAAUCCCCCUUUCUUCCAGAACUCUACCUUCAGCUUCAGGAAUGCCCUGGAAGGGUUUGAUAAAGCAAACGGGAUCCUGGACUCUCAAAUGAUGAGCCUGCAUAACUUGGUUCAUUCCUUCUUGAACGGGACAAGCGCUUUGCCACACUCUGCUGCCAAUGAUCCCAUUUUUGUGGUACUUCAUUCCUUUACUGAUGCCAUUUUUGAUGAGUGGAUGAAAAGAUCCAAUCCUCCUGUGGAUGCCUGGCCUCAGGAACUGGCGCCCAUUGGCCACAAUCGGAUGUACAACAUGGUUCCUUUCUUCCCUCCCGUGACUAAUGUGGAAUUCUUUUUAACUGCAGACCAACUUGGCUACAGCUAUGCCAUCGAUCUACCAGUUGAAGAAACUCCAGGUUGGUCCACAACCCUCUUGGUGGUUAUGGGAAUGUUGGUGGCUCUGGUUGGCCUUUUUGUGCUGCUGUUUUUCCUUCAGUAUAGAAGACUUCGAAAAGGCUACACACCCCUAGUGGAGACACAUUUAAGCAACAAGAAGUACACAGAAGAAGCCUAGAGAGCUCACGCCUUUCCCUAGAGAAGCGGCCGUAGGACCCUGCUGAUGUACAAACGAAUCCUCGCUGUCCCUCCUUUAGUUGAAGAUGUUUGACACGGUUCUUCCUAUUGUAGUGAUUAUCCCAAACACAGAAGACGCUUAGCUGUAGUUGCUGGUUUACUUGUUUAACAGACUCAAACUGGAAUGUUUGAGGCUAUUUCUCUCACCAAACUAAGGUAGAGCUAACAAUUUAUGGUAUCUGAUAAUAACUUCCACACUGAUUAAGCCUCCUCAUGUUCUGAGAACACACACACAUGCACGUGCGCGCACACACACACAAUUGAUAGAGUGGGUUCAUUUUAAUUUGCAGGUCAGUGUAAUUUGAGACCUGGGCAAGAUCGUGGUUCGAUUUUUUCUUAGCCCAAGUGUCUUCAUUUGUAAUGGGGUGGGGGUAGGGGAGGCAGGUGCUUCCUGAGUCUCCAUGAGUUUAGCUCUAAACAUCAAUGCUUUUAGGUGCCUUCCUGAUUGUCUUUCUGAGGCCUGCUGUGUCUUUUCUUCUGUAGCCUUUACAAUGUGCUUGAAGAUCCUAUUUUCCAAAUAGGAUGGAGAAUGACUGACUGAAUGAAUGAAUGAUCAGUUUGAUUCUCUUUCGUAAAUUAGACUUUCCAGAAUUUGUCAAAACCUGCAGUUCUUAACAGUAGACAUAUCAUGAGAUUCCAUAGCUGGAUAAACAUUGAUCCUAUAGUGAUAAAGAUGAAGGGUUAAGUUAUAGAGUUUCCUAAUUAAUAUACUGUUUUAAGUCUACUAACAAGUAUAGAAACACUUCUUUGAGGAAAGGCUGACUGGAAAAGGCUGUGAGGCUAGAAUCCUGAAUAUGGGACAAUUUGAUUAGAGUUUCAUUACUCUGAGGUCUCAUUUGGCUGAUCCUGAACGAAUUACUUUACCAAGUAGCCUCUCAGAUGAGAAAUUAUUCAUGUAUAAUGCCGUUGGUUUAUUUUUAAGAGUUGACUUUAGAUUUACUAAUGCUGCACUGUACUGACAGUGACCUAUGGAUGCUAAUCAAUUAAGUCUUAUCAUUUUAAAAGCAAACCAUUCAUACAAAAUGCGACAAUGCAGAAUUAAAUGGUUGUGUUCCACUAAGUAAUCAUUGUAUCAUGAGACAUAAGAAUGGACAAUCUUUACUAAGAUACACAGACUUACCAAGAUGACCCCUACUUCUGAGAAGUUAACAGUUACUGAGAUUUCAAGGUAAAUUUCCUCUGCUCUUAUCUGGCACCUGUGCUUCAGGAGUGAGGCCAGAGUUCUAGAAGGUAGCCUGUGUGUCCACUCACUUCAAAUCCUCUUUACUGGAAUGGAUGUGUGUGAAGAAUGGGUGGGAAGAGGACCCUGGAGCUAGAUACUUUCUACAUAGAGGGGGUUAGGUGCUAAAGGGUGUAAGAUUCAUCAAGACGCAGUGUUAUCCCCCUGGAAUGAGACUGUGAAAGCCAGAGAAAUGGACAAGGCCCAUUCUGAACUGAAUUUGAGCCUGAGUCUCGUAAAGCUACAGGUAUAUCUGAGAGUGGGCUCAGCACAUGAGAAUCAAGGUAGCCCAGGGUCCUUUGUGGACCUUUUCUAGCCACAGCCACACAUAGAUCUCAUUCCUGCCUUUAACAGUAUCUAUGGAAAAUUCAGCAGUUUCAUGAACGUACUCUAGUCCAGAAGGUUUACUCUCUGAACUUGGGGUUGUUGAGGAACACAGUUUUACAUCCCUGUUUUUAAGCUAAAAGAGAAACGUUAAAAUGAAGAUAUAAUUGUGCAUGGUAGGUGUGUUUCUGAAAAGUUACAUUUAAAUCAAUGAUAUGUUAAAAGUACCAGGGGAAAUUACUUCUUAUAGAUGAACUAUAUGAAUAAUUCUACAAAGCAAAUAACCACCUCUAGCUUACUUUUCAGGUACAUCAGAAUUUUCAUUCAUCAUAUUCCCACACGAUUUAUUUAAAGCAAGAUCUAUCUGAGGUAGAAAUAGAGGGUAAUCACUUACACUUAGCUACUUUUAUCUAUAGUGAAUGCAACUUUUUACAAACAUUAUGUUUUAUAAUGUCUUCCUAAGAGAAAUGAUUUCCUAAAUUUAUAGUUCAUAGAAGAGGAAUAAAAUUUUCUAACAUUUUCUAACAUCACAAUAAAUCAAUGAUGAAUGCCUUUUAUGAAAUUUAAAGGUGGAGCGAACUUGUUGGAAUGAAAAAGUUGGUAUUUACUUACAUUGAAUAUUAUGCAAAUAAAGUCAGAAAAUACCAGGAAGCAUUGUACGGUUGUAUUUCUCAAUGACAGUGGAAAAACUCCAACCUUGAAGAAAAUGAAUAGAUCACUGUAUAUGUUUCUAUCCUCAGUAUUAGAAAAAUUGUAUGUAAAUGAAUUAUGGUUUCGAAAGAAAUGCUUUUAUAAAGCAAACAUUCAGAAGUGAAAUUAAACCUAAUAACUAGCUUUCCUUUGUGAAUGAAACUCUCUUCUAAUUGUAAAAUUCCUUGCUAUUAAUUUGUGUUCUGCUUAGGAUUUAACAUUGUUAAUUGUAGUAAUCCUAAUGAGUAAUUUUAAUCUUAUAUUAACAAGAAGUAAAAAAAAAUUAUUAAAGAGAAAAAUGAAAAAAAAA
This is a messenger RNA of Leopardus geoffroyi (Geoffroy's cat), 4687 nucleotides long. It is a transcript of the gene DCT, whose product is annotated as dopachrome tautomerase. Gene Ontology annotation, biological process: melanin biosynthetic process from tyrosine; ventricular zone neuroblast division; positive regulation of neuroblast proliferation. Gene Ontology annotation, molecular function: oxidoreductase activity; dopachrome isomerase activity. The transcript has 8 exons. Gene Ontology annotation, cellular component: melanosome. The record is from RefSeq and is a predicted model, not a curated record. NCBI's taxonomy places the organism in Eukaryota, Metazoa, Chordata, Mammalia, Carnivora, Felidae. Bases 436 to 2085 code for a protein of 549 amino acids.